GCAGUCACGAAAGCUUUAAAUCAAAAAUGUUGUUGUUGUUUAAACUCGUAAGUUGACUUCCGGCGGCGAACGGAAACGACGGUCGCCUUGGCAACCACCGUGCCGCGUGGUGACGCGAGCGGCGCUGCUGCGGCCUCGCUGGGUGAUAUCGCUGACGGUGGCCGCCCGCUCGCCCGCAUACUCACGACGUCUUUUUUAAAACGUUACCCGUCUCUUAAUUCAGCCGCGCGGUGUACGUCGCCUUCCCCCCGCCACCAUGCAUCAAGUGAAGGAAGGGGAGUUCACGGCGACGAUUUACACAAUGAUUAAAGAUGGUCGCUAUGGAGAAGCGAUCGAGAUCCUCAACAAUGAGCUGCAGAAACAGCCCAAGUCCCGACCGGCACUCUCCUUGCUGGCAUACUGCUCCUUCCAGAUGCAGGACUUUGCUGUUGCUGCUGAAUGCUACGAGUCGUUGGCGCAGCAGGCUGGGCCUGGGGACGAGGGCGCCGAAUAUCGGCUGCGUCAUGCGCAGUCUCUGUACCGUGCCAGCGCCUAUGCUGAGGCACUCAAGGCCACACUCGCUAUGGAGGGCCCUGCUUAUCAAGCCAAGGUCCUGAAAUUGCAAGCCGCUAUUAAAUAUGGGGAAGAUGACCUGACUGGCGCCAAGAGCCUGGUGGAACAGUGUGCUGCAGAUGAUCCAGACACAGAGAACAAUCUGGGCUGCCUGCUAUAUAAGGAGGGCCACUUUGAUGAAGCGUGCUUGCGUUUCACCACUGCCAUGCAGCUUGCGUCCUACCGCCCCGAUUUAUCCUACAACCUGGCGCUCUGCUACUACAGCAUGAAGCAGUACGCCCCUGCCCUCAAGCAUAUUGCUGAUAUUAUUGAGAAGGGCAUUCGCACGCAUCCUGAGCUGAGUGUGGGAAUGACUACAGAGGGCAUCGAAGUGCGCAGUGUGGGCAACACGCAGGUUCUGCAUGAGACAGCCCUGGUUGAGGCGUUCAACCUCAAGGCAGCCAUCGAAUAUCAACUGAAAAACUUUGAGGCUGCACAGGAAGCACUGACAGACAUGCCCCCACGAUCAGAAGAGGAGUUGGAUCCAGUGACUCUGCAUAACCAGGCACUCAUGAACAUGGAUACCCGGCCCAGUGAGGGCUUUGAAAAAUUGCAGUUCUUGCUGCAGCAAGAGACCUUCCCUCCGGAGACCUUUGGCAACCUUCUGUUGCUGUACUGUAAGCAUGAGUAUUAUGACCUUGCUGCGGAUGUUCUGGCAGAAAACGCUCAUCUCACAUACAAAUUGCUUACACCGUACCUAUAUCAAUUCUUGGACGCCAUGAUAACAUGUCAGACUGCACCUGAGGAGGCAUUCCACAAGUUUGACGAAAUGGCAUCCAAGUUGACGGAGCAGCUCCGCAAGCUCACCAAGCAGCAGGUCCAGGAUGCCCGGGCAAACCGUGAUGACGACGGCGUGAAAAAAGCCGUCAACGACUAUGACGAAGUGCUGGAGAGGUUCGUGCCGGUACUGAUGGCGCAGGCUCGCAUCUAUUGGGAGCGUGAGAGCUAUGCGGCGGUGGAGCGGCUUUUCCGCAAAUCGGUGGAAUUCUGCAGCGAACACGAUGUGUGGAAGUUGAACGUGGCACAUGUGCUCUUCAUGCAGGAGGGCAAGUACAAGGAGGCCACCGGAUUCUAUGAGCCCAUUGUCAAGAAGAACUACGGAAAUAUUCUAGGUGUCAGUGCCAUUGUACUGGCAAAUCUCUGCGUUUCUUACAUCAUGACAUCUCAGAACGAGGAGGCAGAGGAGCUCAUGAGGAAGAUAGAGAAGGAGGAGGAACAACUUGCAUAUGAUGACCCUGACAAGAAGACGUAUCAUCUUUGCAUCGUCAACCUCGUCAUAGGAACUCUAUACUGUGCAAAAGGAAAUUACGAGUUUGGAAUUUCCAGAGUGCUCAAAAGCCUGGAGCCAUACCAGAAAAAGCUGGGCACGGACACGUGGUUCUACGUCAAGCGCUGCUUCCUGUCCAUGCUGGAGAACAUGGCCAAGCACAUGCUCUUGCUUCGCGACGGUGUUCUGCAGGACUGCCUCGCUGCCCUGCAGCAGUGCGAGUUGUAUGGCCGCAACAUCCCAGCCAUGGUGGAGCAGCCCCUUGCGGAAGAGCGAGCGCAUGGCGGGAGGAACACCGUGACCUACGAAGCGCGGCUGCUACAUGCACUGAUGAUGCGCGUUACGGGCUGGAGGCAGUGAUGCGUACACUCGGCGCACACAGGCGCUUUGCGCAGCACAGGUGCUCCCACAAGCAAAAUCUAUCUGUGUUGUAUUCGGCACGUCAGCCGAUAUGCACACGCAACGAUACGCUCACUCGCGCUCACUCUCACUUAGUAGCCUAAGGCACCAUGAUUACAAAGCCGAGUCAAUGCUGAAAUCGUGCCUCUAUGGCAACGUAAUGUACCUUGCCUUUAUUGCAUCUGUACGAAUACAUACUCAUGCCCACUCCAUAUAUCAGACAGUUGUGUAAUCAAGUACGCAUGCGUACGCUUACUCCAUUUCCAUAAAAAAAACGUAUUUCACUUGAGACACUUAAUUUUUUUUAUGCAAUCAUACACACGACUCCCAAUGCUUGUUAUACUUUCAUUGACUCUUAAUCAUGUACAUGUACAGCCUUUUGCGUCAAUCCACUGCUGGGUUUUGGCGGUUGAUUCUUUGCGUAUGGUUGAACUUCUUUUGCCACCGAAUGUAGCCAACCGUGCUAAUCGGAGGCACUGACCACCAAGCUGGUCAGUGAGUAUUGAUCAAGGCAGGGAGCAGAGAAGUACAGUACAAAAAUUGAUUUUGUUGCACUGCCUUCUGCCCACAAUAUAGCUUCAUGGAUUUUAUGACGUUUUAUUAAAGAUUGUCCAUCCAAGCACUAUCCAGGCUCAAGUCGGGUUAGCUUCUAAGAUUUGAGGAGACCCAGUGCAUUUCAGGAGAUGUGUUCAAAAGUUUUUGAUAUUUGUAUAAAAUGUUUAAAAUAAACUAUUAUUUUUCAAAUGA
Molecule: messenger RNA, 3004 nt
Organism: Petromyzon marinus (sea lamprey)
Lineage: Eukaryota; Metazoa; Chordata; Hyperoartia; Petromyzontiformes; Petromyzontidae
Product: intraflagellar transport protein 70A-like
Biological process (GO): intraciliary transport
Cellular component (GO): intraciliary transport particle B; axonemal microtubule
Molecular function (GO): intraciliary transport particle B binding; protein binding
Source: RefSeq, a predicted model, not a curated record